GCGUUUUGUUCCGCUGCCACGCUGGUCGCGUUCCGUUUUCGCGGUUCGUUCACGUCGAUGUUGUGUUGUUCUUGUUUAGAAAGCAGCAACAAAAAUUAGUUGCAACUUGCAACAACACGCACAAGCACACGCACAAGCACACGCACACUCACACACAGCCAAGAGUGCAGGUGUUCGCUGCUCCUACCUACCUACAUACAUACAUACAUACUUAUGUACAUGAGCAACAACAACCGCUUUAGUGUUCGAAUGUCGCGCGCUCUCUCGGUCGGCUCUGUGGCUCGAGUUUCGUUUUGUGGCGGCGGUGCCCGAUUUGCAUAAUUUAUAGAAAUUAUUGCUGCCAGCAGCAGCAGCGCCAAUAUCAAUAGCAACAGAAAUAAACUGUUGUUUAGUGAAUUUGCAUCAACAAGUUUUCGCUCCAAGUGUGUCAAACCUUGAAAAUUCUCAGUAAAAGGUGUUGGAUGAAAAAAUCUCAAGUUUUCUCAAGCAACGAGCAACAAAUUAGUGAGCUGCGCAUAAACAAAUUAAAGCCGAGCCACCAAAUUAAAGAGCGCCUAUUAAAAAGAGAACCAACAGUCUUCAACCACAAUAACGAAUUGGCCGAGCAAUAGGAAAGCCAAUCAGCAGUUCCAUGCAAGAGUUCAAAAUUGACUUUACUCAUCAGCAUUCAAUUUCAUCAGUAAUUUAAUUCAAAUACAAGCAGCAGACGACGCAAAACUAGGAAAAGUCAACUACUAAAACGACUGCAACAAUUGUCAUUGUCUUGGCAUUUGGAAACAUUUUAAUUGAAAAACUUUUUUGCCAAAGCCAAAAGGAGGGAGGAGUGACGGCGGGCGAGCAUCAGGCAACAAAUAUGACUGUCAAAUUGGCUAAGCUCUUUGGUUCGAGCACCAGCAACGGCAAUAAUAACGGCAGCAGCAGCAACAACAACAACAAUAACGGCUCACAAUUGCCGCCUCCUUUGCCACCGCCAAAUGCCAAUAUGAAACAGAAAUAUUAUGAUCAUCAGCCAGCGGCCAUUUACGGUAAUGCCUAUGACGACGACGACGACGAUGAUGAUGUUUUAAACGAUUACGAUGACAACAUGUCCCUCUACUCGAGCAAUAUGGCCAAUCCGGCAUGCAUGCAACGAGGCCAUCUCUACAACAACUCUCAACGCCCACUUCUGGGCGAGCGCAAGCCCAAUGCUGUGGUUCCUCAACUGCUGCCCAAAAAGAAGCUGCCUCCCAUACCCACGCCCCCGUUGCACAUGCAGCCACUAAAUGUCACAGCGUCAGCAGCAAUAGCAACAUCAGCAGCAGCAGCAGCAGCAGCAUCAGCAGCAGCAACUACCACCUCCAGGGAGGAGCGUUCCUAUAUUUCGCCCUAUGUGCAGCAACAGAAACGGGAUAGUGCCAAAGGUCUGCAUGGCUUCAAUGAUUUCGAUGCGCUCUCCCAGCAAUACAAUCAACAUUUGCAGAGUCCUCACAUUGGCUAUCCCUAUGGCAGUCCACCAUCGCCGACAGCGCAGUCCAGCGAUUUUGUGUUUGAGCCGCUUCAGCAGCAACAUGCCCAUGCCCAUGCCCAUGCGAAUGCCCAUGCCCGUCAUCAUUACUAUGAACAGCAACAGCAUCAGAAUCAGAAUCAGCAUCAGCUGCAUCAUGGCAAGGCCGUGUCCACCUCCUCGACGGGUACAUCAAAAUCAAAUUGCUCCUCCACAUCAACAUCGCCGGCAGCUGUGGCCAACGUACCGCCAGCAACAUCAUCAAUAGCUCCCCUCUAUGGCAAUGUAGGUAGCUAUCAGCAAGAUGUAUACUUGCCAUCACAUUACCUCGGCCAUCCGUCACGUUUCGAGGAUGACUUCUGCACACGCCGCAACAUGGACUUUCAACAGCAACAUCAACAGCAACAACAACAGCAACUGCCGUCCACUGGUCCCUUUAUAUUUGGCAUCUCACAUGAGCAACAGCAAACGGAUUAUGGAUUGCAACAGCAACAGCAACUGCAACUGCAACAACAACAACAUCAACAGCAGCACAAUAAUCUGAAACAGUUGCCACAUACUGUGAUAAACGCCACAUCGCCUGUCAAGGACCACAAUGGCUCACUGCAGCAACAAUCGUUGAGCGAUACAAGUGCGGACAGCGGAAAAGGUGCCAAGUUUUUAUUGCGAAAACGCAAAUCGAAGAAGACAACAGCCGCCGCAACAACAGUUGCAGUUGCAGCUGCAGCCACAACAACAACAACAACAACAUCAGGAACAGGCAGCAGCGAGCACAAAGCCAAGAAAAAGGCACAGCAGCACCAGCAACAGAAACAGCAACAACAACACAGGCAGCCCACCAUCAAGUGCGUCCUGGUCGGCGAUGGGGCUGUUGGUAAAACCAAUUUGAUCUUGUCCUAUUUGGAGAACCGCUUCAACUCGGAGCAUGUGCCAACGGCAUCAGAUAUUUAUAACGCCGACGUCAUGGUCAACGACAGUCCCGUUCAUUUGACACUCUGUGAUACCGCCGGACAGGACACAUUGGAUCCACUCCGCGAGCUCUGCUACCCGGACAGCGAUGUCUUUCUGCUCUGCUUCUCGGUGGUCAAGCCGGAAACGUUUGACGCCAUCAAAGCCAAAUGGGCGCCCAAGUUUGCCAAAAGCAAGGCGGCCCUUGUAUUGGUGGGCACUCAGGCCGAUCUGCGCUCCAAUCUCAAUGUGCUCAACAAAUUGCAGACAAAUGGCGAGAAACCAAUUUCGUAUGCAGAUGCCUGGGAUUUGGCAACAACAAUUGGCGCCAAAUACAUCGAGACUUCGUCAGUCACGCAGGACAAAGUCAAGGAGGUAUUUGACACGGCUAUUUGGGAGGGUUUGGUGCCGACCACGUUGCCCCCCACACCUUCGUUUUGGAAGAAGCUCUUCUGCUUGGCCUGAGCAUCUGAAAAGAAUGAACAUUUCAAACAUUUUGUAGUCUUCAGAUGCUUAUGUUAAUUCCUACGUAUAUGGAUGUACAUGGAUGCAUCAGUACAUUUUAAUGCGUUUUUUAAAUAUAUUCUAUUUGUUUAGCUGUGCUUUAAUUUAAUGCACACGCACUGACUGAUCUUUAGGUAUUAAUUAAAACAGUUGAAAAAAAAAACAACCAACAAAUUAAAAAACAAUACAGACAUUUAAGGCAAUUUUCAAUUAAUGUAAAUUCAGUAAGCACUACAAUACUAUUUAAAACAUUUGCCUAAUUAUACACACAUGCGAUAUAUAUUUUUUAUUAAUAAUAUAGAUACAAACAGCUGUAUGUACAUGUAGUUUAUGGGCUGAAGUGGGCAGCGACGUUUCAAUUUAUUUUUUAACAACGCGUUUUUUUCUCUAUUUGUUAAAUGCUAGUUGUAUUGUGCUGAUAAUUAUUGUAAUUAUUUAGGUAAUAUAAGUAUAAGUAUUUAACUACUUUCGUACACAUACGCACAAACAAAUUUACUAUAUUUUGUCAUCAUUCCAU
Molecule: messenger RNA, 3452 nt
Organism: Scaptodrosophila lebanonensis
Lineage: Eukaryota; Metazoa; Arthropoda; Insecta; Diptera; Drosophilidae
Gene: RhoU
Product: AF4/FMR2 family member 4
Exons: 10
Coding region: 854-2896 (680 amino acids)
Biological process (GO): small GTPase-mediated signal transduction
Molecular function (GO): GTP binding; GTPase activity
Source: RefSeq, a predicted model, not a curated record